This is a messenger RNA of Colletotrichum navitas, 1318 nucleotides long. RefSeq lists its product as uncharacterized. The coding region runs from base 174 to 851 and encodes 225 amino acids. The transcript has a single exon. NCBI's taxonomy places the organism in Eukaryota, Fungi, Ascomycota, Sordariomycetes, Glomerellales, Glomerellaceae. The record is from RefSeq and is a predicted model, not a curated record.
GGCGCAACCGAUAUCUUUUUGACCCUCCAGCUUUUUCCUACUCCACUGACCCAAAACCCCGUAGGAGAGAGAGUACCUAGGCAGUUUACCUAAGUGGUUUAUAUGGUGAUGGGUCGUAAGCAGGGACAACAGGCCUACACCCUGGACCCUCCGUGAAAUAGGUAGUCGGCGCCAUGUACCUUUUCACAUAUUGCCAUACCAAAGGUACUUACUGUGCACUACGGCAAUCUUCACACCCGACGGCGGGGGAACCCUUCCCUUCUACUCCAACUUCCGCACACUUUCUCGCCCGAUUUACAUCAUCCCACACCCCCAUUCUUGUUUCCACCACUCCACCAACGUCAACCAACGUCAUUCCACCCCCCUCCGGCCUCAAUACCGUCGAUACCGACAGACCAGACAACCAGACUCGCCAAUACCAGGGACGACCCGCUCAUCACUGUCGAGAGGCACGCCUUCCCCUCCACGGUUCCUGGAAUACGCCGUCGGCCUCCCACGGUUGCCCAUCAUUCCCAGAGCCGCAACCGGCUAUCUGUCACGCCUCUCCACCAUGGCAUGCAAUGCCACGCCGGCCGCUCUUAGGUAUUCAUUCUCCAUGUUUUGUCCCUCGCCUCACAGCUUCACGCCAAUUUCUCAUCAUCCUAGUUCAUGUUCCUGAGACCAGAAUGAUGGGGAACGGGCCGAUUCCUCAACCUGGAGACCCCAGGCCCCGGACGGAAACACCUCGGUGCCAUCCACACGUGUCCAUCCCACAGUCCAUCCCAAGUCAUCGGACACGCAAACUCUGGCAUCGUCUCCGCCUCUUCCGCCCCAUUGACACACAGUCCUCUCUCUCUCUCUCUCCCUCUUGACGUCACGCCCCUGACUAUUGAGACGCCCUCCCACACGCUCUCUGCUCCCCCAGAAAAUGUCGUGUCCUUACGGGGGCCCACGUUGCUAGUGGUGCUUAGUGCUUGCGCUGUGUGUGGUGUGUUGUGUGUCGUGUCUCGAUCGACCGAAACAAGCAUAUAUAUCGCCCGUCGUGCCCCCUCACCAAUAUUGCCUUACUCCUCUCGGACGAACCAUCAUUGGCAUCAACCAUCAAACAAUCCCACCUAUCCUUUACCCCGAUACAAGCAAAUCGUCGCCCAACAUGGGUUUCUCGACGAUUGAGUUCGACAAGUACAAUCCUGCUUCAGAGAAGGCAAGCGAUGCUCGCCAGGACCUCGCCCACCUUGACUACUCCCCACUGAAGCGCAUCACGGGGCGGUCAUGGGCCAUGGGCAUUCUCAUUUCCAUGGGAGGCAUGGUGUGAGUAGAUCCAAAACAGCAGCUAGAG